Molecule: messenger RNA, 846 nt
Organism: Strongyloides ratti
Lineage: Eukaryota; Metazoa; Nematoda; Chromadorea; Rhabditida; Strongyloididae
Product: Alpha-2-macroglobulin, N-terminal domain-containing protein
Exons: 5
Coding region: 1-846 (281 amino acids)
Molecular function (GO): endopeptidase inhibitor activity
Source: RefSeq, a predicted model, not a curated record
AUGUCAUUUGGCGUUUAUUAUACACAAUUUUUUGUUGCCGUUGAUUGUAGUAUAUUUAAAUACAAUUUUUUUAUUGUUGCUCCUGAUUUCAUUCCAUGGGAUGAAACAGCAAAAUUUAUAGUUUUACCUGGAUGGGAUUUGAAUGAUGAGGUACAUUACCUUACUUAUUCUAUUUAUAGUGGUGAAAAUAAUGAUAUAUUAUUAAGAAAUUCAUCUAUUCCACUAUCAAAUAAACAAUUAUUAACAGUUAGUAUAACAAAUUUACCAAUAUUUGAUUUAUAUUUUUUUAUUUUCGAUAUAAAAAAUAAAAAAAAAGAAGAAUUUAAAAUUUAUGGUGGUAAUAGUAUAAAACAUAUUUAUAUUCAAAGUGAUAAAAAAAUAUAUAGACCAAGUGAAAAAGUUAAAAUUGUAGCAUUACCAAUAAAAAUUAAUGGUAAUCUAUAUAAUAAACCACUUACAUUUUCUAUCCUUGAUUCAAGAAAUGUAAAAAUUAUAAUACAAAAAAUAUAUUAUUCUUGGGAAAAAAAUUUUUAUCAUUAUGAAUUUGAGUUACCAAAAUUUAAUUGUACUGGAAGGUGGACUAUAUUAGUUCAUCCAUCAUCUUCAUACAAAAUUUUAUCACAUCAUUUUAAAACUACUAUUUAUGUUCAAGAUUAUAUUUUACCAUUAUAUAAUUUUUUUAUGGAUGUUAAAUCUACUGAUGAUGAAUGGAUAUAUGAAGUUACUACUAUUGCUAGACAUAGUAUUGGAAAAGAUGCUAUUGGAAAUAUUGAAAUUGAAGGAAUUUGCGAUAAUAAUCAUAGUAAUACUUUAAUUGGUCCAGAUUUCUUUAAUCUAUCAUUAUAA